UGAGUUUCGCAGCUGUCUUGCUUUUUGGUUUCCUGAGUAUACACUACGCAUUUUUUUAUGAUGCAGUGGAAACUUGGUUUCCUAGGCUAACUGUGAAUCAAAUCCUAGGGUUAUCGUCCCAUCUGCUUCAAACAAAUACCUUUACGUGAAAAUAAAAGGGCUCAUCAUGAAGCACUCCAGCAGAAUGGGAAAUAAUACGAUCAGGACAGUGAAUACCGGACAAAGGUGUGAUAUCGCGACUAGAAUCAUAGUACAUACAGCACUAUACACUGCCGUCAUCUGUCCAACAUCAAACUCGUACCGCGACCAUAUGGUAGAAGUAUUCUCAGAAGGUUGGCAUUUAAAAUCUGACCACAACCAUGUCAUUAUUGGAGACUUGGCAUUGGACAAACUGGAGAUAGAUAGGCUAGGCAAGGAACUUCCUAGAACUAUUGUGGUGGAGUUCUAUGGAAAAGAAGAAGGGGAGUAUGUUGUAAAUUGGUUGGAACUCACAAGGAGACGAGACAUCCCGCCCAACGGCCUGGGUCUCUUCCUUAUGAAAGCAGAUGACUGCAGGUAUCGAUGCCCAGAACUAGACGCCUGCAUCAACCCAUCUGUGUGGUGCGAUGGAAUCGAAGACUGCCCUUCUGGGGUCGAUGAGGCUCUGUCACACUGUUCAUUUAUUCUCAACUUACCCCCGUUGUACCUUGCUUUGGGUAUUUCGGGGUUGAUUGUUAUUUUAGUAACAUCUGUUUUGAUGAUCUGGAGAGCCUGCAAACGACGUAGACCGAGGUCAAUCUUGCAAACACGCUUGAAAAGUCUUUCAUCUUCAGAUACGGGCAUUGUAGAUGAAAAAGGAAUAAUUUGCUGACAUUCGGACAAUUCUGUACGGUACGAGGAGGUGGACAGAGUGACGACCGUCUGACGUCAUGAUGACGUCAUUAUGGCCAUCUGGAGCUCGCACCAUACAGAAUUGUUAUUGAAAGUGAUCAAAGCGGUAGUAGUUAUAUUAUUAUCACGUGGAGGGACUUCCUUUUUAUACACAAACGACGACAUUUAGAAUUGUUAGCAUCAGGACCAACAAAUUUUUUAUAAAUUAGAUGAUUGAGUCGAUUGGAAAUGGAUGAAAACUGGAAAAGACGCGAUUUGAAAUAAGUGAUAUGCAGGUUCUAACUACGAGGUGGCAAUACCCAAGUAGAUGAAAUUCUUUUAUCAUGAUCUUUUAUUGAUAGAAGUUGUGUAUGAAAAAUGUCAGUUCCAUCAUAAGGCUCGCCAUUGACAAAAAGAUAUUACAGAUUUCAUCACUGAACGUAAUACUUCCCUGGAACUGCAUCUGCAAAAUAGCAGUCUUUUCCAGUAAAACAUUAUCAUCCAUCUUCUCGAUAUUUGAGCGAAUUUUUAGAGUUGUGAUUACUAUAGUCUAUAUUAGAAAUACUUAGAGCUUUCUUUCAAUUAUAGGAUAACUGAAAAGAAAUUGAAUAGUAAUAGUAAUUGAAAAUUUGGUAUCGCCACCUUUGAAGUAUCAGUCAACAAGAAAGUUGUAAAUAUUGAAAACGAUUCGUUUAAAUGAACUAAGCUCGAAAACACCGCCGAUGAUUAAAGAACUAGCCUAUAUCUGAGAACAUUGAUAUCAAAAUGUCAAAAAAUCUAAAGCAGAUGAGGAGCAUUAGGCUAUGUUUUGAAUCUACCUUAAUCGGAGAGCUUAGUCGAUUCUUAUAAGAAAUAACUUUUUAUCCUUAUGAUGAAAGUUACUAGGAGUAUGAUACCAAUUCGAAAGAAUCAAAGAUUCGAAGGCACUGUACAAUGUACAAUGACUGAUAACACUUGUCAUGUAAAUAAUAUUAGUCAAUAGUUAUAAUAGUCAGGAUCUCAUGGACUAUUUUGCGUUCAUCAUAAUUGAGGCGUUUUAUGUGUGUCUUUUGUUGCUAACUUCAAAUAUGUUGAUAAAUGCUACAAGUAAAGUGGCUCAUGGGACUCCACACUAUAAUUUUAGUUAUCUAGAGAAAUUUUAGGAACAAAUUAGGGCAUGUUACUCGAAUAUUUCUGCCAAAAAUCGGAACAUUUUUUUACUCGGAAAAUUGUAAAUACCUUUUAAAACAGCGGGCAUUGAGAAAUAAAAAACAGAAUGUGAUGGAUUCAGCUAUGUACUCUUGUAAUUCUUAAAUGCACUCUGUUCGCUGGGAGCGAAGUGCAUACAUCCUCCGACAGUCAAAUAUGUUAUAGGCGUGGUAUCUAUAAAAGUUGCAAAUAUUUUAGUGUCAUCAUUUUUUACCAACACCAAAUCGACUAAAAACCUCUCAUUUUCAUUGAUAUCCGAUUAUCUUCGUAUUCCACGUGUAUUAAGCACAAACAUUUCUGUCCGACAACCGCUAGGUCUCAAGGACGACUUUUGAAUGAACCGCAUUGCCAGAGGUGGGUCUAAGUGUUCUCUACAAGAUUUCAAGACCAUUAGUUGCAAUAUUGCAGAAACAUAUGUGUGUAAUCGCAAAAAAAUGGAAAGUGAUAUAUUUUCUGGAUAUCGCGCGGCCUGCACAUCACAAAAAAUCAUAUAACUGUUUUGCGUCGGUCUUUCUGUCUGUCUGUCCGUGGAUCCUUCGCCACACUAUAUCUAGAAAACUGCUAC
Acanthoscelides obtectus is the source of this 2602-nucleotide messenger RNA. The record is from the annotation of a GenBank genome assembly. NCBI's taxonomy places the organism in Eukaryota, Metazoa, Arthropoda, Insecta, Coleoptera, Chrysomelidae.